This is a messenger RNA of Closterium sp. Yama58-4, 3939 nucleotides long. The record is from the annotation of a GenBank genome assembly. Lineage: Eukaryota; Viridiplantae; Streptophyta; Zygnematophyceae; Desmidiales; Closteriaceae.
AUGCCGUCAGCUAGUGGUCACUCUCCGUCAAGUCCUUCUGAUGGUAACCGCGACGCUGGAGAGUCAACAGAAGCCGAAGCCGGUCAACAAAAGUCGCCAGGGUCAACGACGUCGCCGACGGGGUCAACGCGAAUCGCGCGCAGCACGGUUGUCCUGUCUGGCGCUGCGGCGGCGGCGCGGACAAGGGGGUCGAGCCGCGGAGGGUCGAUCUGUCAGGAGCUGCUGCCGAGCCUGUGGGAGGAGGAGGACGAGCGCGCAGAAGGAACAGCGGCGGGUGCGGACGAUCGCGCGAAAAAUCGCGGCGCGAUGGGGACGCCGGCGGAAGAUGCGGAAGUGGCGGGGGAAACGGAAGUGGAUAUUACUAGUACUGGCCAUGGCGGGGACCGAAUGGAGUAUUAUUUGCGGAGGAAAAGCGGAAGCGCGAUUCCGCGGAGUCGGGAACGAUGGCAGGCGGAAGACGAUGCGGGGAGAGUUCCCGCUGCUCCAGCCACCAAUCCCGCUAUCGCCCCCGCCUCCCCCUCCUCCUCCGCCAUUCCGCAUGUUCCGAGCCUCACUGGGCUUCCGCCGCGGCCGAUGUCCCCGUCUGAAGCAGACCCGCACAGCUCGUUACAAUUACGGCACGCGCAAAUCUCCCCCACUACCUCCCCCCACAACCACCGCCGAACGCAGAGCAGCGGAACCUUUCUCUGGGGGGGCGGAAUGAUGGGGGGACUUCCGCCCACGAGCCCCCGAACCAGCGCGUUUUGCGCGAGUUUUGCAGGCAGCGGCGCGCAUUUGCCCCCGCUGAGCCCUAGGGCGGGCGGCAAAGGGGGCGGCGGGCCCUGCCCUUUGCCCAGCCCCAUUGGGCGGAGCAAAACGACUGGCGGAAGCUUCUCGAGGGUUUCCGCUGCCGGGUCGGUUGCUGACGUGGCAAGCCUCCCUAGAAGCCGUACUUCGUACGCGGCGAUGGGGGAAGGCGGAGGGGGGGGAGGAGGGGGAGGAGGGGGAGCGGGGGGAGGGGGACGUGGGGGGAUGGGGGGAGAAGGCAGGGCGGCGGGCGGAGGGGGGCACUUCCCGUCACUGAGUCGGGGGAAGGGCAUGGGCGGAGGGGGCGGCGGGGUGCCUCGAAGCGCGAGCAGCGGGAACGUGGCAGGAAUGGCGCAGAGCGGGGCGGCACUAGGGUUUACCCCCACCAUGGGAACAAUGCUUGAUCCCGCGCGAGGGGGUAGCGGGGUGCCUAGAAGCGCGAGCAGCGGGAAUAUGGCAGGGAUCAUGGGCGGUGGCAUGGGCGGCGGCAUGGGCGGCAGCAUGGGCGGCAUGGGCGGCAUGGGGUUCACUCCCACCAUGGGCACGGUGCUUGGGACACCAGCUACCAGCCUCAUUCCACCACCACCACCACCACCACCACCACCACCACCACCACCACCACCACCACCACCACCACCACCACCACCGCCACCACUACCACGAACCUUCCUGAUGGCAGCAGGCCCAAGGGAUUCAGGGCGCCGAGAAUCUCCACGUGGCACUCCAGCCUCCCCCGGUUACCGCCUCCCUCCCCAUAAGUCUCCUGGCGCUGCUGCUCAUGCCACCUCGCUUCAAGGCCGUGUGCCCGGACCAGCACAGUUACUAGGAGGUUUUACAGGGGCAACAGCAGCAACAGCAGCAACAGGAGCAGCAGGAGCAGCCAUCCCAGCGACCUUCUCUCGCUCCCCCAGGCACCGAAGCCCCACUGUGCUCAGCCCGAGCCUCCGCAGCCCGAGCCUACCCAGCCCCGACGUCAUCCGAACCGGCAGCUCAAGUCCGGGAGGCAACGCAGCAAGCAACUUAAUCGGGUUCUCCUCGCCGACUUACCUCCCUAGUCCAGCCUCCUCCGCGUCUUUAAAUGCUAGUAGCCCUUAUGCUAAUUACCCGUAUACCCCAGGAGGGGGGAGUGUGGUGCAUAGUCCGCAAUCCAUGGCUGCUCUAGCAGAGAGGGACAAGCAAAAGCUGGCCGAGAUUCAGAGCUUCUUUGCUUCGGGACCCGGAGGGUUAGCUUCGGGAAGGCGAGGUUCGGGGCAGUGGGGGGUGGGGGGAACCACGCCGCUCCAGUCGCCCAGGCCCGGAAUCUCCCCCAAUACAUCCCCUCCUGUCAAUUCACCUUCUAAAGGAGGAGGAGGGAGAGGAGGAAGAGGAGGGAGAAAGGGAGGUAUGGGAUUGUUUCUGGGCCCCAUUCGCACGCCGAGUCCCAGUGAGUAUUACCGGCUUGCUUCGCCUGCUGGUGGGUGGAUGGGGCAGGGGUGGGGACGAGCGGAGGGAGAGCAGGGGGAGGAGGAUGGCCAGGAUGGGGAGGAGGGUGAGGAGGGUGAGGAGGAAGGGGAGGAGGAGGAUUGGGGGAGGUACAUGGGUGGUGAUGCGUAUGAAGUGAAUGAGGAUGGGGAGGGAGAGGAGGGAGAAGCAGGAAGGACAGCAGAAAAGGCAGCGAAUGUGGAGGAAGGAGGGGAGAGGCGAACAGGGGAGCAGGGAAAGGUGACUAAUGAAGCUGCGGCAGUGGCACAAGGGAAGGAGGCUGUGACAGCCCCAGUGCAAGCAGCAGCAGGCGAAGCUGCCAGGAAGAAGCCAGCAGCAGCCACGCAAGUGGUCACUACCCAAGGGACCAAGCAAGGAAAGGCAGAUGUGAAAUCCUCGGUGCAAGCAGCAGCAGCAGCAGCAGCAGCAGCAGCAGCAGCAGCAGGAGGAGGAGGAGGAGGAGGAGGAGGAGGAGGAGGAGGAGGAGGAGGAGGAGGAGGAAGUGCGGACGCGAGAGCUAUGGUACAAGUGGGAGCAGGCGAAGCUGCCAAGAAAGAGACAGCAGCAGCAGCAGGAGGAGGAAAGUCGGACGUGAAAGCGAUGGUUCAGGCUGCUCUGGAGGAGUGGCGGAGGAAGGAGGAGGCGGCAAUGCAGCAGCAGGCAGCGUCGGUGCUGGGCAGGGGAUUAUCGAACGUGCGGGGGGUGUAUCAGCUGGGGAAGGAGCUGGGGCGGGGCAACUUCGGGGUGAUCAGGGAGGCGGUUGACUGGGUGUCUGGGGAGCGAUUCGCGUGCAAGAGCGUCAACAAGAAACGACUGGAGCUGGGGAAGAAGCUGGGGCGGGGCAACUUCGGGGUGAUCAGGGAGGCAGUUGAUUGGGUGUCUGGGGAGCGAUUCGCGUGCAAGAGCGUCAACAAGAAACGACUGGAGCUGGGGAAGGAGCUGGGGCGCGGCAACUUUGGGGUGAUUCGCGAGGCUGUGGAUUGGGUCUCUGGGGAGCGGUUUGCUUGCAAGAGUGUCAACAAGAAAGGACUGGAGUGCCUGGACGACUUGGAAGACCUAAGGAGGGAGGUGGAGGUGAUGCGAUUGCUGAAAGACCAUCCCAACAUUGUGUCGCUGGUGGAUACCUAUGAAGAUGACACGGACGUGCACAUAGUGAUGGAGCUGUGCGAGGGCGGAGAGCUCUUUGACCGUAUCGUUGCGCGCAACCACUUCAGCGAGCGACAAGCAGCACAGGUGUGCCGAACUCUCGCCGAUGUGCUGCGCUACUGCCACUCGCACCACAUCCUGCACCGCGACUUAAAGCCCGAGAACGUCCUCCUCGUUUCAACCCGAAGCGACACGCGCGUGAAGGUGAUCGAUUUCGGCAUGGCGUACCGCUUUCAAGACGGCGAGCGCUGCACUCAGCGUGCCGGCACUCCCAACUACAUCUCCCCAGAAGUCAUCGCGAAAAACUAUGGGACCGAGGCGGACGUGUGGAGCUUAGGGGUGAUUCUCUAUGUGAUGCUGUGCGGGCUGCCGCCGUUCUGGGGGGACACAACGGAGGAGAUUUUCUCAAGCAUUUUGUACGAGCCUUUGGAUCUGGAGACCGAGCCUUGGCCGGACGUGUCUGCCGCGGCAAAGGACUUGGUUCGGCGGAUGCUGUGCCGGAGGUUCGACGAGCGGAUAACCGUGCCGGAGAUCCUGAGUGAGUAG